AUGGACCUCGCUACCUGGGACGACAUCCACGCCGUCCGCGCCAUCACAGACGACGAGGUCGACCCAAACACGAUAGACCCGCGCCCGACGCCGCCCGAGGUUGUCUCGAUUGACGAGCGGGUCGCCGAGCUCGAGGCGGAGCUCGCCAGCCUGCGCAUCCGGCGGAAGGAGAUCCUCGCGAGCCAGGCGCUCAUCGACCGCGUCCCGCCCGAGGUCCUCGCGCGCGUCUUCGAGCUCGGCGUGCACCACCACCACCACCUCCUGUACACGCUCUCGCUCGUCUCGCGCAAGUGGCGCCGCCUCGCGCUCGACACGCCCGCGCUGUGGUCGUACGUCAAGCUCGACUACCACUGGGGCUACUCGCGCUCCGCGCAGUUCCAGGCGAAGAUGCGCCUGUACCUCCAGCGCUCCGCGGCCGCGAAGCUCCUCGUCGACCUCGACUGCCGCUACCUCGACGUCGCGCCCGAGCUGCGCGCAAUCAUGGCCGAGCUCGCUCCGCACCUGGCGCGGUGCUUCUCGUUCCGCGUGAGCGUGCCCGACUGGGAGUGGAUGGGCGUCGUGCGCGCGCACUGCGGCGAGCUCGGGCCUGCGCUCGAGGACCUGUACCUGCGCGUCGACCCCGCGGACACGGAGGACCAGACGCCGUGCACGUUGUUGCGCGGAGCGUGCCCGCGCCUGCGUACGAUUGUGCUCGAGCACACGCCGCUCGCGGCGAUCCGCGCGGACCUGCCGGCCCUGCGGAAACUGCACCUCAUCCGCGACCAGCGCUACGUCUCCUCGUCGUCCUCGUCGCGCAUCGGGAUCUCGUUCUCCGAGCUCAUGUCCCUCCUCGCGGGCACGCCGACGCUGCAGACGCUCCUCGUCCAGUCCGCGACGUUCCUCCUCAGCGGGGCCGAGCCGAUCUUCGACGCCGCGCCCGCGCUCACGCCCAUCCCCGCGCUGACCACGCUCUCCUUCCACUUCCUCGAAUCGACCAACCUCGCGCUCUUCCUCUCCUCGACGUCGCUCCCCGCGCUGCACACACUCCAAGUCCAAAUGGACGGCGCCGCGGACGAGACGAUGACCUGGCUGCCGCUCGUGACCGCGCGGCUGCCGUCGCUGCGGCACCUCGACCUGCGCGCGUGCACGCUCGACGGCGUGCACCUCGCGCCGCUCGUGCGCGCGCUGCACGCGCUGCCGCAGGUGACCGCGCUCGGGCUGAGCUCGCCGCCGUCGGGCGUGCUCGGCACGAAGCUGUUCGACCUGCUCGCGGCGGGCCCGCCGUGGCUCCUCCCGCGGCUCGAGGCGCUCGCGCUGCAGGCGUGCCGCGACCUCAGCGGGCACGAGCUGCUGCGCGUCGCGGGCGCGCGGGCGGCGGCGGGGCGGGAGUUGAGGUAUCUGAAGCUCGCGCAGUGCUAUGCGGUGGAUCCGGAGGUGAUGGACCAGGUGAAGCGCGUCGUGCCUGUUGUGUAUAUGUGCUAG
Molecule: messenger RNA, 1461 nt
Organism: Gloeophyllum trabeum ATCC 11539
Lineage: Eukaryota; Fungi; Basidiomycota; Agaricomycetes; Gloeophyllales; Gloeophyllaceae
Exons: 2
Coding region: 1-1461 (486 amino acids)
Molecular function (GO): protein binding
Source: RefSeq, a predicted model, not a curated record